Messenger RNA from Limanda limanda (common dab), 2955 nucleotides. It is a transcript of the gene epha4b, whose product is annotated as eph receptor A4b. NCBI's taxonomy places the organism in Eukaryota, Metazoa, Chordata, Actinopteri, Pleuronectiformes, Pleuronectidae. The transcript is spliced from 19 exons. Gene Ontology annotation, biological process: cell surface receptor protein tyrosine kinase signaling pathway; axon guidance; protein phosphorylation. Gene Ontology annotation, cellular component: neuron projection; plasma membrane. The record is from RefSeq and is a predicted model, not a curated record. Bases 1 to 2955 code for a protein of 984 amino acids. Gene Ontology annotation, molecular function: ATP binding; protein binding; transmembrane-ephrin receptor activity.
AUGGCACCGACACCACCACGCGUCCUGUGGAUCUAUCCAUCCCCUCUCCUCCUCUACUCCCUGCUGCUCUUCCUGUCGCCGUGCCGAGCCUUACGGAAUUACCCGGAGAAUGAAGUUACGUUGUUGGACUCCAUGUCAGCUCUGGCCGACCUGGGCUGGGAGGCUUACCCUAAUGAGGGGUGGGAGGAAAUCAGCGUGAUGGACGAGAGGAACACCCCGAUGAGGACGUAUCAGGUGUGUAACGUCAUGGAGGCCAACCAGAACAACUGGCUGAGGACGCGCCACAUCAGCCGGGAAGGAGCGCAGCGCGUCUACAUCGAGAUCAAGUUCACCCUGAGGGACUGUAACAGCCUGCCCGGGGUCCCUGGUACCUGCAAAGAGACAUUCAACAUGUACUACUAUGAGUCCAACAAUGCCAACCUGUGGUUCAUCAAGGAAAGCCAGUAUGUCAAGAUUGAUACCAUUGCUGCAGAUGAGAGCUUUACACAGGUGGAUGUUGGUGACCGCGUCAUGAAGCUGAACACAGAAGUGCGCGACAUCAGCAACCUGAGCAAAAAGGGCUUCUACCUGGCCUUCCAGGACCUGGGCGCCUGCAUCGCUCUGGUCUCUGUCAGGGUCUUCUACAAGAAGUGUCCCGUCACUGUGCUCAACUUGGCCCAGUUCCCCGACACGAUAACGGGCGGAGACACGGCGCUGGUGGAGGUCCACGGUGCGUGCGUGAAUGCCUCGGAGGAGUUCGAGGCUCCCAAGAUGUACUGCAGCGCCGACGGAGGCUGGCUGGUUCCCAUCGGGAGAUGUGUGUGCAAACCGGGCUUUGAGGAGAACAAGGACGUCUGCCAACCCUGCAGACCUGGCACCUACAAAGCAUCAGCCACGGACGCCUACUGCACCAAAUGCCCUCCUCACAGCUCGUCCCCACAGGAACAAGCAGUGGAGUGUGUUUGUGAGAAAAGCUUCUACCGCGCUGAGAACGACCCACGCUCGAUGGCCUGCACACGUCCCCCGUCUGCUCCAGAGAACCCAAUCUCCACAGUGAACGAGACCUGUGUGACUCUGGAGUGGUCUCCGCCCAGAGAGACAGGAGGCCGAGGGGACAUCACCUACAGCCUGCACUGCAGGAAGUGCUCUGGCGACGGCAAAAAGUGUGCUCCCUGUGGUAGCAGCGUCCAUUUUGUCCCCAGGCAGUUUGGUCUCUCCUCAGCCAUGGUGCUGGUCACUGACCUGCAGCCGGACUCCAACUACAGCUUCACUGUGGAGAGCCAGAACGGAGUGUCAGAUUUAAGUCCAACGCCAAGAGGAACAGUCGUCAUCAAUGUCACCACGUCCCAAACAGUGAGCGUCGUGCUGAAGGAGAGGCGGAGCAAGGACAGCGUGACUUUGGCCUGGCAGGGGCCAGAGAGGCCCAACGGAGCAAUAGUAGAGUAUGAGGUCAUCUAUUACGAGAAGAAUCAGCGGGAGCAGAACUAUACGGUUUUGAAGACUCGCUCCAACAUGAUGACAGUGGACGGACUGAAGCCAGGCACCACCUACGUGUUCAGGGUCAGGGCUCGAACCGACGGAGGCUACGGCAGCUACGGUGGAGAGAUCGAAUUGGAAACCAGCCACGAAGAUGUGCUGGCUAUCGGGGACCCCAACCAGUCCACCAUCCUGGCCGUGUCCAUCGCUGGAGGAAUCGUCCUCCUCAUCUUCCUGGUGACUUGCUUCAUUGUCAGCGGCAGGCAUUGUGGAUAUAUCAAAGCCAAGCAGGACCCCGAUGAGGAGAAGAUGCAGUUCCAGCACGGCCGAGUUAAGCUUCCAGGCAGCAGGACCUACAUCCAUCCUCACACCUACGAAGACCCCAACCAGGCUGUAAGAGACUUUGCCAAAGAGAUCGAUGCUUCCAAUAUCCGCAUAGAGAGAGUCAUUGGAGCUGGAGAGUUUGGGGAGGUGUGCAGCGGCCGGCUGCGUGUGCAGGGAAAGAGGGAGAUCUACGUGGCCAUCAAGAGUCUGAAGGCGGGAUACUCUGACAAACAGAGGAGGGACUUCCUGUCCGAGGCCUCCAUCAUGGGACAGUUUGACCAUCCGAACAUCAUCAGGCUGGAAGGCGUCGUGACGAGAUGUAAACCAGUGAUGAUCAUAACAGAGUUCAUGGAAAACGGAUCCCUGGACACUUUCCUCAAGAAACAUGACGGCCAGUUCACGGUGAUCCAGCUGGUCGGCAUGCUGCGCGGUAUCGCCUCCGGUAUGAAGUACCUGUCAGACAUGAGCUACGUUCACAGAGACCUGGCAGCUCGGAACAUCCUGGUCAACAGCAACCUGGUGUGUAAGGUGUCGGACUUUGGCCUGAGUCGGGUUCUGGAGGACGACCCAGAAGCUGCCUACACUACAAGGGGAGGGAAGAUCCCCAUCAGAUGGACGGCUCCGGAGGCUAUAGCGUACAGGAAGUUCACCUCAGCCAGCGAUGUGUGGAGUUACGGUAUCGUCAUGUGGGAGGUGAUCUCAUAUGGAGAGAGACCCUACUGGGAGAUGUCCAACCAGGACGUUAUCAAAGCAAUAGAUGAGGGCUACCGUCUUCCCGCUCCAAUGGAUUGUCCUGUGGUGCUGCACCAGCUCAUGUUGGACUGCUGGGAGAAGGGACGGAGCGACAGGCCAAAGUUUGGACAGAUUGUCACAAUCCUCGACAAGCUCAUCAGAAACCCUGCCAGCCUCAGGGAGCUGGCCAACAGCUCAGAAUGCAGGGAGGACCUGUCCCCCCCAGAGUUCAGCGUAAACACAGUGGAUGAGUGGUUGGAGGCCAUCAAAAUGGGCCAGUAUAAGGAGAACUUUUCCAGUUCUGGAUACGUCAGCUUGGACUCAAUCCUCUACAUCAGUGUCAGUGAAUUGGCUAAGAUGGGCGUGACUCUGGCUGGCCACCAGAAGAAGAUUUUAUCCACUGUCCAGAGUCUGCAGACCCAGGGGGCGCACGUCCAAGUAUAA